This is a messenger RNA of Rhodotorula toruloides NP11, 795 nucleotides long. Its product is annotated as calcium channel. Bases 1 to 795 code for a protein of 264 amino acids. NCBI's taxonomy places the organism in Eukaryota, Fungi, Basidiomycota, Microbotryomycetes, Sporidiobolales, Sporidiobolaceae. The record is from RefSeq and is a predicted model, not a curated record. Gene Ontology annotation, cellular component: plasma membrane. The transcript is spliced from 4 exons. Gene Ontology annotation, molecular function: voltage-gated proton channel activity. Gene Ontology annotation, biological process: proton transmembrane transport.
AUGGGUGAUAGGAAACCACUGCUGGAUCCGCUCGCACCGUCUCCCGCUCCUGCUGCUGGCUCUCGCGCGCUCCCUUCGUCCUCUUCCUCCUCACAGCGAACAGGUCGACGACGAGCUUGUGAGGACGACGACGAAGAUGAUGCUGGUGGGACAGUGGACGAGGAGGCGCAGUCGACGAAGAGCGUGUCGGGCUUCUCACGGUUCAGGCGAAAGCUAGGCGAGACGCUGAAGCAAUCCUGGGUCGAAUGGACGAUCCUCGCCCUGUGCUUGACAGACUUCACCAUCUCGAUGACCCAGAUCUCGUACUUCUUCCUCCGCGACACGACCUGCGAAUGUACGAAGUCCUGCCCGCCCGACCCGCCCAUCCUCGAGUUCUGCGACAUCCUGAGCCUGCUAAUCACCGGAGCAUUCGUCGUCGAGAUCUUGCUCGACUUUACCGCCUUCGGUCCGGCGUAUUACCUCACAGACCGCUUUCACUGGCUCCAUUCAGCCGACGCCGUAGUAAUCCUCGUCGCCUUCGUCCUCGAGGUCGUCCUCAAGGGCACGGAGAAACAAAUCGCCUCACUUAUAACGAUCCUCCGACUCUGGCGCCUGAUCAAGCUCGUCUCCUCAGCCGAAGUGAGCCUCACGUCGUACGAGGAGAUGUCGAUGUAUGAGCGGGAGCGGAAGGCGUGGGAGGUUGAGCGCAAGAGGUGGGAGAGGGAGAAGAGGGGGUUGGAGAGGGAGGUGAGGGGAUUGAGGAGGAGGGUGAGGGAGCUGGAGGAUGAGGAUGAAGGGGAGAGGGAGGAGUGGUGA